AAAUCAAUCAAUCCACAAGAGAAAAAAUAAAGAAAAAGAAAAAUACAAAAAAUGGAUUUUCAGACAGUUCAAGUGAUGCCAUGGGAAUAUGUUUUAUCUUCUCAAGCUCUUAGUGGCUAUCAAGAGAAUCAUGUUCGUUGGUCUCAGUCUCCAGAUUCUCACACUUUCUCUGUUGAUCUUCCUGGGUUUAGGAAAGAAGAAAUAAAAGUUGAGAUCGAAGAUUCGAUAUACUUGAUCAUACGAACGGAGGCGACCCGUCCAGAUCAGCCGGUGAAGAGUUUUAAGAGGAAAUUCCGUUUGCCGGAAUCAAUAGAUAUGAUCGGAAUAUCAGCUGGUUAUGAAGAUGGUGUGUUGACUGUGAUUGUACCAAAGAGGAUUACGACAAGGAGAUUCAUUGAACCUUCUGAUGUUCCUGAAAGUCUUCAACUACUUGCAAGAGCUGCUUAAAAACGCGUUAUUGUGCUUCCUUGUACCCCACGAGUUCGAUCUUUGUUUCUAAUUAUCUUUGAAAAAAAGAAUGUGUAUUUCUUUCUUGGUAGCGAACCAUUAUGUGUCCAUGACCUUUGUUCCAUA
Arabidopsis lyrata subsp. lyrata is the source of this 573-nucleotide messenger RNA. RefSeq names its product 15.4 kDa class V heat shock protein. NCBI's taxonomy places the organism in Eukaryota, Viridiplantae, Streptophyta, Magnoliopsida, Brassicales, Brassicaceae. The coding region runs from base 52 to 447 and encodes 131 amino acids. The record is from RefSeq and is a predicted model, not a curated record. The transcript has 2 exons. Gene Ontology annotation, biological process: response to heat; response to hydrogen peroxide; response to salt stress.